AUGGAGGGAGAUGUGUUUUCCCAGAAGAGUUUUGAAUGCAGGUUGGUAGAAGCAGAAGAGACACCAGAACAGCAAGCAAGCAAUUCCAGGACAGAAGGAACUGCCAACAAGCUGGCUAUAGAGCAGCUUUGCUUCUCCAAACCAACCAAAGAGAUGACCAAUCACCUUAGACCCUUGUUCAUAACAGCAAACUUUGGGGGUGUUCCUAUUUACAAAAUCAUGAUAGAUGGGGGAGCAACAAUUAAUCUUCUGCCUCAUAGAAUGCUGAGCAAAAUGGGCAGAACAGAGAGGGAUUUGAUUCCAACACGCUUGACUGUCACCAACUUCGCAGGGGGCAUCACCAAAACUCAUGGGAUCUUAGAUGUGGAUGUUAUAGUUGGAAGCAAGAAGCUGAAGAUUGCAUUAUUUGUGGUGGACACUACUUCUACCACUUACAAUGCACUGCUUGGCAGAGACUGGAUUCAUCAGAGUCUUUGUGUUCCUUCCACUCUUCAUCAACAGUUAGCUUUAUGGAAUGAAGAGGGUUACAUAGAGAUAGUAGAGGCCGAUCCACGGCCAUUUCUGCCUUUUGCCAUGUGUUUUGAGGCAAGGUACUAUCAUGAUGACCUUGGUCCUUUCUCCUUCCUUGGAGUCAACUAG
Molecule: messenger RNA, 639 nt
Organism: Prunus armeniaca (apricot)
Lineage: Eukaryota; Viridiplantae; Streptophyta; Magnoliopsida; Rosales; Rosaceae
Source: the annotation of a GenBank genome assembly